Molecule: messenger RNA, 809 nt
Organism: Vespa mandarinia (Asian giant hornet)
Lineage: Eukaryota; Metazoa; Arthropoda; Insecta; Hymenoptera; Vespidae
Product: HIG1 domain family member 1A, mitochondrial-like
Biological process (GO): mitochondrial respirasome assembly
Cellular component (GO): mitochondrion
Source: RefSeq, a predicted model, not a curated record
ACGAAGCAAAAGCAGCAGUGGCUAUAAUAGUAUCGAGUAGUACCAAUAGUAACAAAAUCAGUACAUACAUUACUUUAAAAAGAAAGAAAACUAUAAGAGAUUUAGCUCCAUUUAAAACUGUAUCGAACAACAAUUUUGUUCAAUUGGUAUUUAUUAUCAGUUCAUUCACGUAAUUUAAUCUUCUAGUGGAAAUUUUUUAAUUAAUUUUGGUUUUAUUUGCUCCUUAAUACGCACGAGUUAUCUUGUUUUUAUAGUUGAGAUAUAUAUAUAAUCAAAAUGGAUUCGAAAGAAGAAAUAGUGAUCUACGAUGAAUCAUUAAGUAAUAGGGCAGUUAGUCAUGCCAAAAGAAAUCCUUUUUUGAUGGCUGGUUUUGCAAGUUUGAUAGCAGCUUGUGCGAUAGGCGUUUAUAAAUUUAAACGCCGAGGAAAUAUGCCGAUAUCUCACUACCUCUUGCAAUUUCGAGUUCUGGCACAAAGCUCAGUAAUUGGUUGCAUAACUAUUGGAAUGGCUUAUCACAUGUUCAAUGAACAUGUUUUACACAAAGGGAAAAAAGAAUGAUAAAAAUUGUUUAGGUAGAGUAUUUGUCACAAUCCUAAUAAAUACUAAAAGUUCGAUAGAUAUUUCACAUAUGUUAGUUAGUCUGAAUUAGAUGAAACAUAAAAAGCUAAAUGUGAUACUACAAUAGUAUUAUCGUUAGACCUUGAAUACUUUUGGCUGGCUCCAAUGAUAAUAUAGAAAAAAUCAUAUUUUCUCAUACUUUUUCUUUCCUACAGAUAUAAAUAUUUAUGAAAUAGAAAGAUAUGAUUACA